Molecule: messenger RNA, 3689 nt
Organism: Penaeus chinensis
Lineage: Eukaryota; Metazoa; Arthropoda; Malacostraca; Decapoda; Penaeidae
Product: zinc finger and BTB domain-containing protein 49-like
Exons: 5
Coding region: 378-1964 (528 amino acids)
Biological process (GO): regulation of transcription by RNA polymerase II
Cellular component (GO): nucleus
Molecular function (GO): protein binding
Source: RefSeq, a predicted model, not a curated record
GCAGGUGUGAGCGAGGAGCGAGGAGGGGAAGCGAGGCGGCGGCGGACGCGACAAAGGACUCGCUCACUUCCGGACUUUUCUCGAUUUUCUAUCGGCGCUCAAUCGCUCUUUGGGGAAGACGGGAGCUUUGACGAAGGCCCGGCCACUUGGAGAGGCGUUUGGGUUCGAGGAGACGAGCAGCGUGAGCCGUAGCCGCCGUGUGCGGAUGUGCGAGGAGCGGGGUUUGUGUUUGGGCCGCGUCAGUCCAUCUGUCAGUCACCUGUGCAGAUGGUGACGCCGCACGAGGGGACGCCACGCCACCUCCUCUCCGGGAACUGAAAGGGCCUCCACACUCAACAACUGCUGCUGCUCACUCGCACAGCCAUACAAGAUCCAUCAUGGAGGAUGAAUGUUUGUCUCUCACAUGGAAUAACCAUGGAGCAACUUACAGACAGACUCUCAGUGUACUUAGAGAAGAGAAUACCCUGACCGAUGUGACUUUAGCUUGUGAUGGCCAGAAGUUUGCUGCACACAAGCUGGUGUUAGUGACAUGCAGUGACUAUUUCCGGACAAUCUUGGGAGAUGUUCCCUGCCAGCAUCCUAUAGUAUACAUGCGUGGAGUUGCUGCAAAGGAGAUGCAGGCUCUGAUUGAUUUCAUGUACACAGGUCAGACUGAUAUUCCCCAGAAAGAAGUGCCAACUUUACUGUCAACAGCAGAGGCCCUUCAGAUAAAGGGGCUGGGUGUUUUCACUUCAGGGGAGGAGCAUAAUUCAGAAAAAAAUACUCCUUCCAGAAGAGAAAAAAAUUAUGGGAAUAAAAAGAAGCGUUCAGAACCCCUUGUGUUAUUAAAUGGUUCCAGUGGUGAAAGUGCAAACACAGCAAAUUCCAAAAGUUCUUUGGCCAAAAGUGAUCAAUUCCUAGAAAAUCUUUAUAGUCAUCACUAUGCUUUUAUGUCAUCUCCAAAGAGAAGAAAAACAGAUGACAGAACAGUACUUAAAUCACCUGAGCACAUACCUAAUUUAGGCAGUGAAAAACAACCAUUGCAAGAAAUUCCGUCAAGUUGUUCAAAAGAGAACCUCCAGAGCAGUGCAACACCACUUAACACUGGGCUGUUAAGUGACCUCUUCCAGCCAAGGGACCAGAGGGACCAAAGUUCAUCGCACCCUCCCUCCUCAUCAUGUCCGGCCACCUACACCUCAGUUGUGACUGACUCUUCACAUGAACACUCCUUAAAGGAGUCCCACAAUGCCUUCAACAGUGGCUCAGAGGCCGCCAAACCCAGGGGGCAGGGCCUCCGUCCAAGCCGCAGUCCUUCUGGGCAGCAACCAGUUCAGGACCCACGGCCAGAAGCAAAGACAACAUCUCCGAGGGCACUCAACUACUCCUUGUCUAGCCUCGGGGGAAGCAAAGAGGACUUUGCCUCCAGUUCACCUGGCCACAUCCUUGAUGAACCCAAUGGGGCUCAUGCUGACACACCUGAGAAAUUGAUGAAAGCAGAAAUAAAGGAGGAAGCACUGGACUUUAGCAACACAGCGCUUUCAGAGAACUUGCCGAAUGAUAGUCUGACUGCAGCCUUGGCCAGCAACAGCAUAGAGGAGGAGACUCGCAUGUAUCUGGAUGCAUUUGCGCGUAGUGCCAACCUGGCAAGACCACUCCCCCUUGAAGAGACACAGGAGUCUGCCUCUCUUGAUGGCCGUCCUUAUGUGUGCCCCAUCUGUCAGAAGUGCUUUGCCAAAGCUGCCAUUCUGAAGCGCCACCACCUUGCCCACUUCCGGCCAUAUGUCUGUCACCUGUGCACACGAUCUUUCACCAGAAGAGAAGUUCUAGCAGAGCAUUUAUUAGAGCACAAUGGUGCUGAUCUGCGAAUGCCAUGUCCAGUGUGUAACAUGACUAUAAAGCGCAAGAGAAACCUCCAAGCCCACAUCAAAGUCAAGCAUCCUGAUUACUACAAACAGAAAAUUGCUAGCCGGGAGUCCUUGUGCUAGUUACAGACGUCUUUCUGGAUAUAAAUAGAUAAAUCUGUUAUUAGUAAUUAUUUUUAAUACAGAAAAAUUACAAUAAUUUUAAAUUUAAAAGGAAAACUAUAAAAAAAUCAAAUUAAGAAAAUGUAGCAGGUGAAUGCUCGUGGGGUUUGGUAUGAUGUCUAGUCACCAGGUGAUUAGAACCAGUUGAUGCUUCCUAUGUAAAGACAGCUCCCUGUGUUCAUCUCUUCAUGCAGUUAAAUAUUAUGUGCACUCUUGAUUUUGGUUCAUCUCUUUUCAUUUUUCUUCUCGCACCUUUCAAAAUCUUAAAUUUCAUAUUAAGGUUGCCGUUUGUCCACUUACCACGUGUAUUUUGAUGUUGGUCAUGUUUUUAGUGUCUUCUAAUAAACCUUUGAUGUUUUUGUUUUUGCUUUUGGCCAACUUUGCACUUUUUUGAUUUACAUGACAUCCUCUCUAUUUUAUCAUAAUUCUAGUGAUUUUAGCCUUAAAUGAUUAUUAUUUUUUUGUUUUGUUUUCCUCUCUGUCACUUAAGUACAAAUGGCCUACCUGUGAAUUAUAAGUAAAUCAUGGGAGAAUGGUAUUCCCACCAGACAUUUACACCCCCUUGUAUUAUCAAAAGGAUUUAAUUGUCACAUUGUUGAAUGGAUCAUAACUGCUUAUAUUAAAUAAGUUAUUUAAUUUAUGCAUUUAAACAUAUUUAAAAUAUAAUAAGUCAUGUUAAACUUAUUGUAGACAAUACAGUGUAUAAGGAAAAAAGAAUAAAUCAGAGAUCUUAAGCUGUUGCAUUUAUAUAUUAAUAUGUAGCAGUGCAAGAAGUAAAACAAGUUUUUGAUGAUUCAUAAAAGUCUGUUUAUUUUUUGUGUGGAAUGUUGAUAUUUCCUAUAUCAAGUAACUUGUUUUUUUUUUUUCAUCAGAAUCAUCACAGGCCAGAUUUGUUGCGUAAAAAGUUCUAAUGCAAAAAUAGAGUGGCUUUGCCAGUUUUCCUCCAAAAUGGUAAUCAUUCCUUUCACCUUCUUGUGACAUAGGGAGUAUGAACAAGUUGUUGAUUCUCAGAUGAAGAAAGUUCAAAUUGCCAGAAUAAUUACAAGAUGGUUUCAUAUUUUUACCCCCUUUAAUACGUCCAUUUUUGUGACCACCUUUUUUUGAUGGUGGAAGAAGCUGACAUUCCUUAUAUGUAUAAAAUGGAGACUGCAAAGUGAUUUGUUGGUAUUAAUCAGGUAAUUGUCACUACCUGUUUAACCUGUCUUUUGAUCUCAUGCUCCAAUCAUCAGGCUUCCACUGAAAUGCAUUUAUAGCUUUUAAGCUUUUUUUUUUUCUUCCCCCAUCACCUUCAUUUUUCAGUCGUAUAUAAACUAAGUGUAUCACCAAGUGGUAUCAUAAGGGGGUGUAUUGCUCAAGAGGCAUAAAGUACACAUAUUUUAAUAUGUUAUUUAUUUAAGGUGACUUGGUCUUUGUUAGAUUUAAAAUUCCACAGUGUGCAUUAUAAUGGAAUAGCACAAUGUGUUCACUUAAUGAAUAGUUUACAGUCUUCCUAUCACACACACACACUGUAACAGUGAUUACAAAUUUUUACAGUUUUGUGACCCACAUGUUUGUUUACACCAGUUUGAAUCAAGUGCAGAUGCCUGACCAUGUGUUGAUACACAAAUUCCUUCAAGAGCAAUCAAAUGGCUCUCUCCAAUGACAGGAUAAUUGUAGUUAUUUUUCCAAUAAAAACAUCUUGUAGAA